Molecule: messenger RNA, 2225 nt
Organism: Andrographis paniculata
Lineage: Eukaryota; Viridiplantae; Streptophyta; Magnoliopsida; Lamiales; Acanthaceae
Exons: 8
Coding region: 9-2126 (705 amino acids)
Molecular function (GO): protein binding
Source: RefSeq, a predicted model, not a curated record
CAAAAGAAAUGAACCAAAAUCAAAGAGGACCUAAUCACGAUGCACUCUUCAAGCUCACCAUGGCCAAGAGGUGGCGAGAGGUGGCCGAGAUCUACCGGCGGCAGCCGGCCGCGCAUACUGCCAAGCUCACCAAAUCCGAGGAGACGGCGCUGCACAUUGCCGUCUCAAGUUACCACUCGAAGCACCCCUCAAGCUCGGCGCACGUCGAAGAAAUGAUCGAUCUCGUCGAAGGCCAAGUGUUCACAAUGCAAAAUGUCAAAGGAGAUACCCCACUCCAUCUCGCCGCAGCCGUCGGAUGGGUCUCCGUCUGCGCACGAAUCGCUGCAAAAAAUCGCGAGCUCAUUCACAUACGCAACGAAAAUGGUGAAACGCCAUUGUUCGUCGCAGCGCAUCAUGGGAAUCUGCAGUCGUUCCUCUGUCUCCACCAGGAGCUGAUCAGAAAUUCCGCAAACAAUGGCGAGCUGUCGGUCGAGGCUCUACGUCGACGAAAAGAUGGGAACACGGUUCUCCACUCGGCCAUUUCCGGGGAAUAUUAUAGAUUGGCUUAUCAGAUCAUCAUCUACUACCCGAAGCUUGUGAAUUCGAUAAAUGUCGAGGGAGAAUCGCCACUUCAUGUUUUGGCGAGGAAGCCUAAUGCAUUCAAGAGCUGCAGCCAUUUCGGAUUCUACGACUCCUUCAUCUACUAUUGCGUCUUUGUCGAUGAGCUGAAGGAGGAGAAAUAUAAUCCCAGCGCACAGAGUAGUUAUGUGCCGGGAGGCGAAAUCAACCUCCCGGAAAAUUACAGAACCUGUGUGGACAUCUUCUUUCUUCUUUGGUCGCCAAUUAUGAAAAGCUUUUUAGCUGGUUUUCCGAGAUUCAAAAGACGAAAUAGCGAUUCGAUUGAUGAAGAGAGGCAGAGACAGAAUGAAAGUGAAGAGAUAAAACGAGAGAGGAAACACUCGUAUCCUCCGAACUACACGACUUGUGUCCUGAUUUUCAAAUUUGUGACGAAGGUCGUCUUAACCAUUGCUGGAGUAGGAUUUUGGAGGAUAAAGAAGAUUCGGGACAAAAAAGAACGGUACUCGCACGCAUACCAAAUCAUGAGAAAAAUGAUCGAGAACGAAGCGGGAUACAUCUACGAGAACACCGGGGAACGCCCACCGGAGAGAGACGAGCUCGAUCAUUUGGAAAGCAUUCCGAAUCUUUCCGACGAUCACAAGGAACAGAUUAAGGACACGGCAUUGUUAGUUGCAGCAAAAAUGGGAAUCCCGGAAAUGGUGAAGAAGAUAAUCAGCAAAUGCCCGGUGGCGAUCGAGGACUUGGACGCUAACAAGAAGAACGUGCUGAUGCUGGCGGCCGAGAAUCGACAAACUAGCGUCCUCGACUAUCUUCUAUCGAUCAAUCUCCCCGAAUACAUGUUCCAUCAGAUCGACGACGAGGGUAACAGCAUCCUUCAUCUUGCCGCGAUGAUGGGAGCUCAGCAGCCGUGGUCGAUCCCCGGCGCUGCUCUGCAGAUGCAGUGGGAGAUCAAGUGGUACAAGCAUGUGAAGCGAUCGGUUCCUCCCAUGUCUUUCACGCUAAACUCGAAGCGCGAAACUCCAAGAAAUGUCUUCACGAGAACGCAUCAGAGUUUAGUGAAGGACGGCAACGAAUGGCUGAUAAAAACAUCCGAGUCGUGCUCAGUUGUCGCGGCGCUUAUCGCAGCCGUAUCGUUUGCCACGGCUGCAACUGUGCCCGGCGGCCUCGAUCAAACGACGGGAUAUCCGAUCCUAUGGUAUCAAGAGGCGUUCCAUAUCUUCUCCAUCGCAUCGUUAAUGGCGCUUUGCCUAUCUGUUACAGCGCUUGUGUUCUUCCUCGCGAUCAUCACGUCGCGCUGUGAAGAGCGCGACUUUAAGAAGAGCCUCCCGACUAAGCUGUUGAUGGGGCUGACUUCACUCUUCGCCUCAAUUGCUUCGGUCCUUUUAUCUUUUUGCGCAGGACAUACUCUUAUUCUUAGUGAGAAGCUUAAGUACGCAGCGUGGCCGAUUUACGCCGUCGCCAGUUUUCCAGUGACAUUUUUCGCCGUUGCUCAGCUGCCUCUGUAUUUUGAUCUUCUUUGGGCUGCCUGCCGGAAAGUUCCCCUUCGCAGCUACAAAGUGUUCUAUUAAAGAACUCAUUUUUCUUUAAAUUUCAAAAAUCUCCAAAAACUUGUAUUUAAACGAAGCCGAAUUAUUCAUUUCGGAUUUCUUUGGUGUUGAAUUGUUUAU